AUGGUGAAGUGGGCGGUCGAACUCCCCCAGUAUAGCCUCGAGUACCUCCCCCGCACAGCUAUCAAAGGUCAAGCCCUCGUUGACUUCAUCGUGGAGUGCACCAUCCCGGAGCGCCAGGAAGGACAGACUGAAGAAGGCGCAGGAGAGUGGGAAAUGUAUACCGAUGGCGCCUCAAGUAAAAAGGGUUGUGGCGGGGGCGUCGUGCUCAUCUCGCCGGAAGGAUUCAGGGCCUACCAAGCCCUUAGAUUCUGCUUCCCUCUCUCCAACAACGAAGCUGAAUAUGAGGCAUUGAUCGGGGGCCUGAGGUUGGCCCAGGCCCUGCAAGCACGCAACCUCAAGAUUCGGUCAGACUCACGACUGGUCGUGGGCCACGUCAACAAUCAGUUCGAAGCACGGGAAGACAGGAUGCGGCAAUACCGAGAUGUAGUCCAAAGACUAUUGGCAUCCGUAGAGCGGUGGGAACUAGCCCAAAUUCCGAGGACAGACAACGGCGAGGCAGACCUUCUGUCCCGUGUGGCUCAAGGUGUCGAAGACCACCUAAGUUAUGUGUCUAAGAUAGCCCGGACAAUCGACAUCGAUGCACCCAGCAUAGGUAAGGAUGAGGUCCUAGCUGUAAUACCAUCCCCGGAUGAAUGGAUGCAGGAGAUGAUCCGUUACAAGGAACAAAGUCUCGCGCCCCACGAACCCCAAAGAGCACGGAAAAUAGUGUCCAUGGCCCCGUCUUACCGGAUGGUGGAAGGAAGACUAUUCAAACUAUCCUUUGGAAGGCCCAUGCUCCGAUGCUUAACCAGAGCAGAAGCCGACAAAGUCAUAGCGGAAGUCCACGAAGGAGUGUGCGCCGCACACCAGGGCGCCCAAACCCUGGCCAGGAAAAUUAUCUUGCAAGGGUAUUACUGGCCCCGCAUUAGAUCCGAUUGCCAAGACUACGUGAGGAAGUGCCCUACAUGCCAGCAAUUCGCGAUUCUACCCGGCAAGCCCGCCUCUUAUUACACCCCGGUCACCUCAGCCAUCCCAUUCGCGCGCUGGGGCAUCGACUUGGCAGGUCCUUUUCCCAAAAGGGUGGGAGGCCUGAAGUUCUUGAUCGUGGCCAUAGACUAUUUCACCAAGUGGGUAGAAGCAGAACCCCUUGCUUCCAUCACAGGGACCCAGUGCCGAAAAUUUGUAUGGAAAAAUAUCUUCACGAGAUUUGGGUUACCCCAGCAAAUUGUGUCCGACAACGGCAAAUAG
Molecule: messenger RNA, 1227 nt
Organism: Ipomoea nil (Japanese morning glory)
Lineage: Eukaryota; Viridiplantae; Streptophyta; Magnoliopsida; Solanales; Convolvulaceae
Exons: 1
Coding region: 1-1227 (408 amino acids)
Biological process (GO): DNA integration
Molecular function (GO): RNA-DNA hybrid ribonuclease activity; nucleic acid binding
Source: RefSeq, a predicted model, not a curated record